Molecule: messenger RNA, 1644 nt
Organism: Lachancea meyersii CBS 8951
Lineage: Eukaryota; Fungi; Ascomycota; Saccharomycetes; Saccharomycetales; Saccharomycetaceae
Source: the annotation of a GenBank genome assembly
AUGUACCGUCGCAAGAAAGACCACAAACGUGGCAUUACAUAUUCUCUCAUGCUCGUGGGAGAUGCAGGAACCGGAAAGACAACUUUUGCCAAUAACCUGCUUGAAAUGGGCAUUUUCCCACACCAGUACAAAAUAGAGGCGCCCAAGUUGCCCGAAAACAGCCGCGUUAAGGUCGUGAAGCCCACAAUGGUUCUUUCCUAUAAUUCCAAAAACGGGAUUCCAUCGCACAUGGCACGCUUCGACGCUGCGUGCGAGCACUUUGAGCCCGGUGUGACCAUAACUUCGACUUCCAUGGAAAUUUUGACCGGUCAGGAACAGCCAUCAUCGCGGUCAUCGGUCUCCAGUGACAGUUCUUCGAUGACGCAGAAUGGCGGAGUCAAUGCGGACAAAAUAGCGUUCAGCUUGGUUAAAACGCACGGUCUGGGUGAAAACCUCGACAACACUUUGUGUUUCGACGAGAUCACUGCUUUCCUGGAACAACAAUUCGAUCAGGUGCUGGCAGAGGAAACGCGUAUAAAGCGGAACCCACGUUUCGAAGACACCAGGGUCCAUGUGGCACUUUACUUCAUCCCACCCACCGGUCACGGUCUCAGAGAAAUGGACGUGGAAAUGAUGAAAAGAUUAUCCCGGUUCACAAAUGUGCUGCCCAUCAUCGCUCGCGCAGACUCGUUCACCAAGGACGAACUUGCCAAGUUCAAAAAACAGAUCAUGGAUGACAUCGAGCGUUUCAGCGUCCCGGUGUACAAGUUUGAAGUGGAUCCAGAAGAAGACGAUUUUGAAACCAUUGAGGAAAAUCAGGCUCUGGCGAUGCUUCAACCAUUUGCGGUGAUGUGCUCGGACGAGAGAAACGACAAUGGUCAGUUUGUGAGGAAAUACCCAUGGGGUGAAGUUAGAGUCGACGAUGACAGUUUCUCUGAUCUGAGGGUACUCAAAAACGUUUUAUUUGGGUCUCAUUUCCAAGAAUUUAAGGACACCACUCAUAACUUCUUAUAUGAGAACUACAGAGCUGAAAAGCUGUCCUCAGUAUCCGAUUGGGAUGUGGACAAGACCGGAGACAGUACUGCUGACAAAAGGAACUCUGCCGCACCAAGUCUUUCGAAUUUUGCUUCUCUGAUAACGACUGGUCAGUUCAAGUCAUCGAACUCUCUGGCUAUACCCCCACGUUCUGACACACCUACCACUCCAGACUCGAGGGAAAUAAGUCAGGGUACGGACAUGGAUUCUCCUGGCCUGAGACAGGUCUCCCAAAGCAUAAGACGUGGAAACGAAGAAAUUAUCCACAAUAUCAAGAGUUCGCCAAGAACUUCUGCCCCGGGCUCCCCAGACAAGAGCAAAUUGAGAAACAUAUCGGAAACUGUUCCAUAUGUUUUAAAGCAUGAACGCAUUAUUGCAAAGCAACAGAAGUUAGAGGAGUUAGAGGCACAAUCUGCAAGAGAACUACAGAAGCGUAUCCACGAUCUCGAAAAACGUGCUGCAGAUCUGAAGUUGAGGGAAAGACUCCUGCGCCAGCAGCAUUUGAACGGCUCAAAUACAUCCUUGAGCUCGAGAAACUCCUCUACAGCACAAGUCGCACCAGUACAAUCGAAACUGAAAAAGGAAGAGAGUGUCACAGACCUGGCAUCGAUAGUGAGUGGCAGAGCGUAA